Papaver somniferum (opium poppy) is the source of this 369-nucleotide messenger RNA. RefSeq lists its product as uncharacterized. The record is from RefSeq and is a predicted model, not a curated record. Bases 1 to 369 code for a protein of 122 amino acids. The transcript is spliced from 2 exons. NCBI's taxonomy places the organism in Eukaryota, Viridiplantae, Streptophyta, Magnoliopsida, Ranunculales, Papaveraceae.
AUGGUGAAACAUGUACUUAUUGCCAUGCCACUACAUCAGAUGGGUACCUUCCAACUACCAGACAGUACUAUUGAUGAACUUGAAAGAGUUCAAAGACUUUUCUGGUGGAACAAAGAUAAAGGGAAAGACAUAACCACAAUUGCAUGGACAAAGUUGUGUGCUGAUAAGGAAUAUGGAGAGCAACAAUGGGCAAAAUCAUUAAAAGCUAAAUACUUCCCAAACUGCUCACUUUUACAUGCCCCUGAGAAAAACAAUGCAACCUGGGCAUGGAAAAGCAUGUAUAAAUGUGUGGAUUCAUCAGACAAUACAGUUUUUGGCAAGUUGGGAAUGGGAGAAACAUUGCAAUCUGGAGUGACUGAUGGGUUUUAG